Trichoderma aggressivum f. europaeum is the source of this 1662-nucleotide messenger RNA. RefSeq lists its product as uncharacterized. The coding region runs from base 1 to 1662 and encodes 553 amino acids. NCBI's taxonomy places the organism in Eukaryota, Fungi, Ascomycota, Sordariomycetes, Hypocreales, Hypocreaceae. The transcript has a single exon. The record is from RefSeq and is a predicted model, not a curated record.
AUGGACCUGACACCUGCAUCUGAAAAGUCCAACCCAACCCCGGCUGGGGAGGCAAAGACCAAGAGAUUCUCUGGUCUCAGAGAGUGGUUGAACAACGGCCCUGUCACGCCAAAGACCCCCUCUCCGUCCUCUCCCCUUGCGAAGCGUGAGCCAGUCAAUGAGGUCGCCAUCGCAAUCACCGAGCAACCGAGCUCAUCACAGACUAAAACAUCCAGUAACGCCUCGGCUCAGAUGACGGAGGAUCCUACGCAUCCAAGUGCCACCGGUAUAUCGGAAAUCAGCCAGCAUGAUCACAGAGAAACCACCAGCAGCAAACCACGAAACUUAAUCCUCGAGAGCCUCAACCGAGUCCUCGAACCAGAAUCCAAGACCAGAGGAUUGAUGAUCAGCCCUGAGGCUAUUCCCACUGACUCUCCACAAAUUACGGAGGGGUUGACUGGCUUUGAAGUGCAGUCUCAGGGAAGCAGGGCCUCGUGGAACAUAAGUGAAGGUCUCUCGGAUGGCAACAGUCAGGAUGAGCCAGACCGGCAGGAGAUGCCCGAGGGCGCCCACGUAUCGCGAACAAUGGCGUGGCUGCUCCGAACAUCCGAACCACCUGCAGCCAUCCAUUCAUUGGCAUCUCGGAAGGCGGUCAAUCAUUAUAAGAAGGACAUUGAUACCGAAACGGGAGACUUCUUGCCUGAAAUCCACUACCCCGACACUUUCAAAAGCCUUCACGAAGGUCCCUCGCGUGAUCAUAGAGAUAUCGCUUGGCGACAGGCCAACAUGACGGUCGAGCUGCAAAUAACUAGAGAGAUUAGAAGCCGAGAGCUGCUCGCAACCAAGCUCCGUUCUCAGAUGAAACCUCAAGUGCAGGCCGUGCCUAUUGAGCAGGAGACUGGACCGAAUGCCGAAUGCAUUGUACGACCCGCUACGCCUGAAGACUUUGAAGCCAUCGCGGCUAUAAUCAACAUGGAAAGUCGGGCGACGAGCAGCCCUCAAAUCAUAGAAUGGAGGGAUGUCACCGCUGCUAAUGUCCAAAAGAUAUACGACGGUUGCCGAGAUAAUCUACAGCCCUUUAUUGUCGCCACGACGACCGAGGACCCUUUGCUUGACCGUUCCAACUGGCCUAAGAAUGCCACAAAAGCGUACCAAGGCUACCUCGCAUUCCGCUCAACUCAAGCAAAGGCUCCCCAAGAGGUUUUGGGCUUCGCCUUUGUGGUUGAAGCCCGAAUUGGCCUGCUCGGGGGUCCAUGCCCUGGAUCUAGACAUACCGGUCAAGUGAAGGUCGUCGUCCAUCCUUCCCACCGAGGCAAGCUCUAUGGAUCUGCCUUGCUCGACCGAAUUCUGCUUUGCACAGCACCUUUCCACCGAAGAGCGGUAGAUUACGAGUGGCAAUGCCAAGAUUCUUCCAAGGUGUAUGAAACGAUUGCAUGCCAGAACCGUCGAAAGUACGCCUGGAUCUAUGUGGAGACCUUCUGCGCCGGCAGAGACGAUCCGGCUCUCAAACUGGUGACGAGUUUCCUGCAAAAGUUUGAAUUUCACGAAGUGUGCCAUUUGCGCAGUGCCGUCAAGACCGAUCGCUACUACGAGAGCAAGUGGCUUGACAUCGUGUUGUGGGCACGCGAGACGCAGCCUCUAUCUAACAUCGAGGACCUUUUCCCCGGCGCCUACAACUUGUAA